AAUUUUUGAGAUUUACAUGUGAAUUUUCCUUUUCUCACAAAUAGGACAGUUUGGUAAGCAGACAUGACAUAAGCGGCAGCUAGAUUUGGGGCUUACACAGACAGACCUUCUCUUCUCCUGUUGCUUGUUGGAUUAAGGGUUUGUGUGUUGAUGUUUCUGCUAUGCACAUUGAGUUUGUUAGUUCAAAAAGAAGUGUGAAACUUGUUGCUUGUUUGUGUGUUCAAGGUAGAAAAUCAAGGAAGAUAGCUACCUUGAAUCAACACAAAGGUAUAUGCUUUAUUAUUUUGGAUAUAUUGAUAUUAAUUGUUUCACUUUUUCUGUUUUUCUUUGCUUGGAUUAUAAGUGAUGCUUUUUCCUUUUGGUCAGAAUUGUUUUCAUGAUCAAGAAUUACUUUUACUUUUGCAAUGAGUUGUGAAUUUCCUAUAUGUGUAUGUGUCUUUUUUUAAUUGUUUUUUAUUUGACUAAGCCUUUUUUUAUUGUUAACUAUUCGAGUAUUGCAUUUCUUUUUAUUUAAGAAUAGCUUAAUGCUCUUUCUGAUAAUUGGAUUCUUUAUUGUAUGCCAUUGUCAAUGAAGCUUGAAAAUUGUCCUCGAAAGAUUAGCUUAGUAGUGGUUUGGAUUGGGACAACGAAGGAGUAUUAUGUAGGAGGUCUAGGGUUCGAUCAUAGCUACUAACAUUUUCCUCUCCCGCUAACAAGCUAACUAGUAACCACUAAGCGUGUGUUUGGUUCUGCGGCGGAGAGAAUUGAUUUUGGCAGAAUUGAUUCUGUAAAAUUGAUUCUGGCCAAAAUUGAUUUUAAGCUGAAGUGGUUUAUGUUUGGAUAUAUUCAUGAAAAAGUGAGUUAAACAAAAAAUUUGAGUGUAAAAAUCAAUUCUAGAAUCAGAAGCUACGAUUUCUAGCUUCAAGUAGAAUCAAUUCUGGAGGCAAAAUCAAUUCUACUUUUGAGAAACCAAACAAGUCAGAAUCAAUUCUACACGUCCAGAAUCAAUUCUGGAUGCUCCAGAAUUGAAACCAAACAUACACUAAGUCUAUCCAAAGAAAAAAAAUUCAAGCUUGAAAAUCUAAAUCUUCAAAUUUAGCUUAUAUAAUUUUUUUUUUUGGUAUUAACCCUCUGGUACCUAGGGAAAGGGCUCCUGGUAAUCCAGAGUCGGCCGAGAGGUAAGUAAAGUCUGACCAAGAAUUGUUUCCACCAUGAAUCGAAUGUGGGUUCUCCCGAACGAUUCGUCCUAGGGGGAGCUUAUUAACCACUUGAGCCCAAUGUCUUGGUUAGCUUGUAUAAAAUUUUGUAUUCUGGAAUUGUCUUGAAUUAUGAUAAUGCUGCAAUUGAUGGUUCAUUCUCAUGCUGAUUUUGGCUUAUGUUAAUGUGAUUGUUGGAUGUAAAUUAGAAUGUUCAAACACGUGUGUUUCAAAGUUUUGAAAAAGGGGUGUGCUUAACUAGAUUCUUGUACUCAGAUAGGAAUGCCUUGAAUCUAUCAGCUGAAGAACUUUGGCGGACGCAAUUGAUAGACUUCUAGAAACCGAUUAUGUCAUCCAAGAACUCUUUGGAUGUGCAAUUGUCAAAGACGUCCUUUUUGGGUUUGAAAAGAUGGGUUUUGAUUGGGAUAGGUUUUGGUGCAUUUAUAGUGGUGUUUCUUUGUAUAUUGUAUAUUUGGGUGCUGUUUCGGAGGAAGUCUAGGGGUAGGAGAUCUCUGGACAAGUCCCAAAUACCGAAUGUGUCAAAAGAUAUCAAUGUUGACAAAGUUGCGGUGCAGAAUUCUCAUGUUCAACAUGGAAAUAUGUUUGUUCCUGAUGAUAAUAAUUCAGACAAGAUAUCGGUUCAUAUGAGGACGAGCAAAUUCAGUGAUCCUGAUAGUGCAAGUCAUUGCAGCUCAGUUUAUCAUCACGAGAGAGGAUUAAGUGCGCUUUCAUGGGAAGAAGGGAGCUCUGGGAAUUAUAAGAAGCAGUCUACAUUGUCAUAUGGAGGAGGGCCAAUGGCUUCUCCCUCUCCUUUGAUUGGUUUGCCGGAAUUUUCUCAUCUUGGUUGGGGCCACUGGUUUACACUUAGAGAUCUUGAACAAGCAACUAAUUGUUUCUCGGCUCAGAACGUUCUCGGUGAGGGUGGAUAUGGAGUUGUUUACAAAGGAAGACUGAUCAACGGAACCGAGGUUGCAGUGAAGAAACUUCUUAACAACUUGGGACAAGCAGAGAGAGAAUUCAGGGUUGAAGUGGAGGCUAUAGGCCAUGUUAGACAUAAGCAUCUUGUGCGCCUGCUUGGAUAUUGCGUAGAAGGAGUUCACAGGCUGCUGGUGUACGAAUAUGUGAACAAUGGUAACUUAGAACAAUGGUUACAUGGGGACAAGUACCGACUUGGGACACUUACCUGGGAGGCCCGCAUGAAAGUUAUACUCGGCACAGCCAAAGCACUUGCUUACUUACAUGAAGCGAUUGAGCCAAAAGUUAUUCACCGGGAUAUAAAGUCUAGCAACAUAUUGAUCGAUAAUGAGUUCAAUGCAAAGGUUUCUGAUUUCGGUUUGGCCAAACUUUUGGAAUCAGGAGAAAGUUACAUAACUACUAGAGUAAUGGGAACGUUUGGUUACGUAGCACCAGAAUAUGCCAACAGUGGUUUGUUAAAUGAGAAGAGUGACAUUUACAGCUUCGGUGUCCUCCUGCUGGAAGCGGUUACCGGCAGGGACCCUGUAGACUAUGCGCGCCCUUCUAAUGAGGUUAAUCUUGUUGAAUGGAUUAAGACGAUGGUAGGGGCAAGGAGAGCUGAGGAAGUUGUGGACUCGAGCAUUGAAGUUAAACCGUCUGCACGUGCUUUAAAGCGUUCCCUUCUGGUUGCACUUAGGUGUAUUGAUCCUGACGCGGACAAGAGACCUAAAAUGAGUCAAGUUGUUAGAAUGCUUGAAGCUGAUGAAUAUCCAUUUCGAGAGGAUCGAAGGAAUAGAAAGAGCACGACUACUAGCUUCGAAAUUGAAGCGGUCAAGGAAAUUUCUGAUCAAGCUGAUACUGAAAAGGUGGUGCAUGUGCCCGAAACAACUCAAGGAAAGGAUUGACAACUACAUACUUAGCUUGUAUGUACAAUUCCUGUUGUACUUAUAACCAUUCCAGUAACUAAUUUAAUACCAUAUAUCUCCAAGUUUAUGUAUCCUUGAGAAAAUUUUGCUGCAUCUUGCUGAAACUGGAUAAUGAAUGAAUUUUUUUUAUUCAAAGUUGUCAGGUUAGUGAUAGACUGAUAGUGUGUACAGAUUUAUCCCGAGUCUAUAUGUCUAUUUUGUUUUUUUGGAGUCUGUAGAAGAAGUGACAAACAUAGUUGAAUUUCACAUACAACCGCGAGGUCUCAGGUUCGAACUCCGGUGAAGGUGUUCAGUCUAGUUUAUGAAUAUCGCCGUUGUCAAUUGAGCUAAGACUUAUGAUGUAUCUUAUGCUUACAUGAUUGUUAUACUUUUUCGAUACCUUUUCUACUAUUAACAAUAUUUAGGUUCAAUUUAUAUUUCCAUUUUCAGUUUAUCUUUC
This is a messenger RNA of Trifolium pratense (red clover), 3494 nucleotides long. Its product is annotated as probable receptor-like protein kinase At2g42960. Gene Ontology annotation, molecular function: ATP binding; protein kinase activity. The record is from RefSeq and is a predicted model, not a curated record. The coding region runs from base 1523 to 3034 and encodes 503 amino acids. Gene Ontology annotation, biological process: protein phosphorylation. NCBI's taxonomy places the organism in Eukaryota, Viridiplantae, Streptophyta, Magnoliopsida, Fabales, Fabaceae. The transcript is spliced from 8 exons.